UGAAUUUUAGUGUGAAAAGCAUAACCCGGAAGUUUAUGUCAGCCAGCGUCUGAAGCCAGCUGGUGUAACACGCCGCCAAAUGAAAGUUGUCUAUCCACCAUAAUGUCGGGACACGGACACGGCCAUCACGACCACGGCUGCAGCUGCGAGGGCUCCCAUGAGCCCGCCGAGAGAGGCGUCGAGUACGGCCUGUAUCAGCGGAUCGACCUGGACAAGAUGCAGUGUCUGAACGAGAGCAGGGACGGCGACGGCAGGCUGGUGUUCAAGCCGUGGGACCAGCGGAAAGACCGGGACAAGUACGUGGAGAGCGACGCCGAUCAAGAGCUGCUGUUCAAUAUCCCUUUCACAGGUAGCGUCAAGCUGAAAGGAGUCAUCAUCUCCGGGGAGGACGACGGCUCACACCCGGCAGAGAUACGACUGUACAAGAACAUCCCUCACAUGUCUUUUGACGACACUGGCAGAGAACCUGAACAGGCCUUCAGACUCAACCGAGACCCGGACGCUCAGCUGGAGUACCCAACAAAAAUUGCUCGUUUUUCCAACGUCCAGCACCUGUCCAUCCAUAUCUCCAAGAACUUUGGGGACGAGAACACCCGUAUCUACUACAUCGGCCUGAGAGGGGAAUACUCCGAGGCUCACAGGCACGAAGUGACUAUCUGCAACUACGAGGCGGCGGCCAACCCUGCCGAUCACAAAGUGGAGAGCAUCAUCCCACAGACCAACUUCAUCUCUUGAAGUGUCGCAGGGAAGAAAGGAGGAGGCGGCGGCGGACAUCGACGGGCACAAAGAUGCUUUUGUGACGACCGCCACGCUACAGGCGACGUCCUGAUCCUGACCGAGUGUUGCUUUUCUUUCCUUGGCAAUGAAGGCUUGAUAACCGGGAUAUAAGACUUUGUAACCCGCGAGUAGUCACGGCUGAAAUAAAACACGGAGCGCUAACGCAUUUCUUUGCUGAUCCAGGGUCAGAUCUCUGCAAGUCCUCCCACAUGCCCCAAACAGCCACGCGUGCAGGUCUUCAACAGGAGGUCCGCGGCCCCCAAGGGGUCCUGCAGUGGUACUGCAGGGGGCAUCGUGACGAUUUUUUGUUAAGUUAGACUUAUUGGUUUUGUUUUUUAAAUAUUUAUAUUCCCAAUUUUUCCAACACACUGUAGUGUGUUUAUACGUGGCACGGACCCCCUCCUCACUGUACCUUGCAGCGUUAAAAUAAAAACCAUGGGUAGUUUAA
Messenger RNA from Nerophis ophidion (straightnose pipefish), 1225 nucleotides. RefSeq names its product PITH (C-terminal proteasome-interacting domain of thioredoxin-like) domain containing 1 (gene pithd1). Lineage: Eukaryota; Metazoa; Chordata; Actinopteri; Syngnathiformes; Syngnathidae. Gene Ontology annotation, cellular component: nucleus. Bases 103 to 735 code for a protein of 210 amino acids. The record is from RefSeq and is a predicted model, not a curated record. The transcript has 7 exons.